Molecule: messenger RNA, 3230 nt
Organism: Neoarius graeffei (lesser salmon catfish)
Lineage: Eukaryota; Metazoa; Chordata; Actinopteri; Siluriformes; Ariidae
Product: baculoviral IAP repeat-containing protein 5.2-like
Exons: 4
Coding region: 130-552 (140 amino acids)
Source: RefSeq, a predicted model, not a curated record
UCAGAGGAGACGUCGUUCUUGAAGCCUAAAUUCAAAAGUAAUGUUAGCUGACUGUUUUGCUGGAUUGGUUUUCAACACGGUGACGAAACUUUUAAACUAAACCUAAGCACCUUCGUUGUUUAUCGAAACAUGGAGCCUAUGAGCGAAGAUUUAAAAAUGUAUUUUUACGAGAACAGACUAGCUACUUAUUCAGGGUGGCCGUUUGACGAGGACUGCGCAUGUACGUCGGAAAAUAUGGCCAAAGCUGGUUUUAUUCACACACCCAGUGACAACAGUCCAGAUGUUGCCCAGUGCUUCUUCUGCUAUAAAGAGCUGGAGGGCUGGGAGCCCGAGGAUGAUCCUCUCAAGGAACACAAAUCUCAUUCUCCAAGUUGCAAUUUCAUUCUGCUGAAAAAGGCAGUGGAGGAGCUCACAGUGGAGGAGAUUCUGAGGCUGCAGAAAGAGAGGCAAAAGUUCCACGUUAAAACGACCUGCAAGCAAGUCAUUGAGAAGUUUGAGGAAGCAGCAAAAUUGAGAAGAGGAGACAUUAUCAAACUCGCCAUGGAAGGCUAGAGUUUUGAAUGUCUUUUCCUCAUAUGCUUGCUCUUUGGUUAUCAGUCUUUGACAUGGUUCUAAGCUGUACUACCAUCCUUGUGUAUACUGAACUUUUUUUUUCUUCAGAGAAUGACAUUCUUCAUAACCUCUUUAAUGCAGUUUUAUAUAAACUGCAUUAAUCAUAGAGGUGGAUUCAUAGAACCUGGUUUAUUUCCUUCUCUAUAUUCAUGCUGUUGCUUGGAUAAUACAGCUAGAUACUGUAAUUGGAACUGAAUCAUCCCUUAAAGUCCUUUAAGUUUAAAUGUGUUUAUUAAUAGUCUAUACAACUCCAUUUUCUAUGUUUUUCAGGUCUGUAAUGAGUACAGCUACAUAAGUCAUAGGGCUCAUCAUUGUUCUGUUGGACCAAUUCUCCUGUCUGUCUGCAACAAGGUCUUUUUUUUGUUUGGUUGGGUUUUUUUUUAACUAUAGUGUCUUUCAAAUGUUUCAUAAUUGUUAUAUGGUAGUACUUCAGUACAUUUGCACUAAUUUGUUUUAUAUCAGUAUUGUUAGGUUGUUUUAUGUGCAUUUUUGUUUUACUUUGUUUUGCAGUAAUAAAUGUUACAUGGUUUUUAAGCCUAUUUUUGUUCUUGUCCUUGACUUGUAGAGAACUGACUAGGCUUUUAUAUUGCAAAGAUAUGAUCAAAGUUCCAUCUUGUCCAUUAGACUGGGCUUUGAUGUAGGCAGUCUUCUGGUCAGAAGUUAUCCAUUUAAAAAUAUAAUUAAAAUGCAUUCAAAAAGAUCAUAAAACAAGAUAAUGAUGUGCCAAAAAUGAGCAAAAUUAAGAUUCUCAAUAAGUGUCAAUUUACAGAUGGUACACAUGAAAUACUCUUCAUGGCAUCUCCAGUGCUCUGUAUAUUAACUUAAAGCUAAUGUAUUAAAGCAGUCCUAAACUAUAAGUUAGUUUGAAUGCUUUGUUAAAGAGCAUUCGGGUGGUGUAGAUCAGGCCUUCUCAAACACCUUUCGACCAGGGACCCCUUUAACUUGUAAAGUAAACUCCAGAAACUCCCUCAGUACUGAUUUUACUAUAAGAACUAAAUCCAGCUGUUCAGAUAUAAGGCUAAUUUAAAUGUCUAGAGCAGGGGUCGGCAACCCUAGGCACGCGUACCACAACUGGCAUGCCGAGGAAUUUCCAGUGGCACGCUGACGAUGAUACACAAACCUAAUUAUUCAACACAUUAAAAAUGUUCAAACGUCAUCUUGAACUGUCAUUGGCUGUUGCAUGGCGAGCCUGCUCUUUUAGCAUGACUACACAACAAUAUAGCGCCCCCUCCCAGUGUUGCCAGAUACUGCUGACGUUUUCCAGCCCAAAAUAUGUUCAAAAAUCGCCAAAAUGCACUUAAACCCGCCCAAUCUGGCAACACUUACCCCUCCCCAUAUUUCUCCCAAGAUGGGCCCACUUGAUGCAGCAGUUGCGCUAAGAUGGCAAAGAAGCCGACAGUUCGGGCUUUCCUCUCCUCGUGGACCAAAGAAUAUGGGUUCAUUUCUCAGAGGGACCGUGCUGUGUGCACGGUGUGUUUUGAAACUGUUGUGUGUCGAACAUCCAGUGUUAAACGUCAUUUUGAGGCAAAGCACGAAAAGACUUUCAAAAAUCAGGCAGAUAGGGACGAAUCAAUCUCUCGCGCAGUGUGCAGGUAUGGGAAGCAAGCCCACACUUUAACAGUCUUUGCCUCAGCUAAAAACAAUGCCACUGAAGCUAGCUAUAUAACUUCUCACUGCAUAGCUAAACAUGGAAAGCCAUUCACAGACGGUGAAUACAUUAAGGAGGCCUUUCUCUCCAGCUUGGAUAGUCUUUUUGAGGGGCUGCCAAAUAAAGAGACAAUAAAAUCAAGAAUAAAAGACAUGCCCGUAUCAGCCAGAACUGUUGAGCGACGAAUUGGUGAAAUGGCAGAAAACGUAAGGGUGCAGCAAACAACUGGCAUAAAAGAUGCAGCGGUAUUUAGCAUUGCGCUUGACGAAAGCGUAGAUGUGAAUGAUGUGGCACGUUUGACAGUGAUGGCAAGAUAUUGUGGCGUGACUGUGAGAGAGGAGCUCUGCUGUUUAAAGCCAAUGAAUCCUGCUGGGCAGCUUUACCCGAAAAGUUCAACUGUCUUCGCAAUAUCGCACUGGCUUUAUUGUCAGUGUUCGGAUCAACAUAUCCGUGUGAACAGAUAUUUUCGCACAUGAAGAAUGCACUUUGCCCCUCCCGAAGUCAUCUGACAACGGGCCAUUCGGAAGCAUGCGUCCAACUCAAAGUGACCAGUUGCCAUCCCCACAUCUCGGAGCUAAGGAAGGGGAAGCAGGGCCAGGGAUCACACUGACUGAUAGGCAAAACAUUUAUUUUGUAACAAGGCUACUUCAAAUUUGCAGUUUAUUGUUAAACCACUUUAUGUAGGCUACUUGUCAAUGUUCUCUGACACUCAUUUAAUUUUUUUUCUGUAGUUUUAUUAUUCAUCAGUUCCAUUUCCAUUAGGCUGCUACGUCUUUAUUGUGAAUAACUUGGGCCUGUUACCUACUGAAAGAUUUUGGAUGUUAUUUUGUGAAUUUGUAUAAGCUGCUUGCAAUGUUGUUAUCCAAUGGGGGGGUGUUAUUAAACCUUGUGUGUGAGGUUAAUGGCAUAAAACAAGUGCAAUGGUGUUUUACAUUUGCUCAAUGCAUUAAAUAUCCAUAUCCGUCUAAAA